ACGUUCAUAUUCUGCCUGUGGCUGCCAGACCGGGGUUUGAACACACGCUGUGCUCCUACAGAGUACUAGUGUUGAAUUCAGCUCGGUCUCUUUACAGACUUUCUUACACUUUAUUUAGUUAAACAAUACUUUCAGAUUUUAUCAGGAUAUCUGUUCUCCUGCACGCCGACACACUUCCGGGUCGACCUCUGGAAGCUAUUUGACCACCUACUCUACAGGACUGUGUGUCAGCUUCAAGAACCUGCUUUUGUAACAUUUACCUGAGACAAGUUUUUAUUUUUCUCCACAAAAAAUACAUUUUCGUGACCGAAAACCUCUUCUCUGUUCCUUGCAAUGAGCUGCACCAAGGAAGAGACUCGGAGUGCCUCCCCUCACUGCCCUAAACCAGACGAGUCUCAGGAGCCUCUCGGAACCACCAUGGAGACUGGAGCUGCUGAGGAUGUGCCCGUGAAAGCCGAGAGCACAGAGUCCGAAGUGGUCAUCACAAAGGAGAUGGAGGACGAGGAGAAACAGGCGAUGGAGGAAGGGGAGAGGAAAGAGAAGGAGAUGCUUGAAAAGGCUCGGGAAACAUGGCAGAGAGACUCUCAUGACAUGCGCUUCAAGAGGCUGCAGCAUCUCCUUCAGAAGAGCAACAUCUACUCCAAGUUCCUGCUGACCAAGAUGGAGCAACAACAGAAUGAGGAGAAAGUCAAGAAGGAGAAACUUGAAAAGAAUCCAAAGAAGAUGAAAAAAACAAACAACACUGAGCCUGAGAAAGAUAAGAAGAAGAGGAGGAGAGAGGACGACUACAAGAUAGCAGACGUCAUGUCAAAAGAGGAGAUCAUGUCGCAGGCCAAAAGAUCCAAAGUGGAGGACGAGGACGAAGCUCCAGCUCAAAAGAAACUGGAGGCGGAGGACAUCGAGAAGAUGAGCGACUCCAACGAAGACAUAAAGAACCGUCUGUCGGAGGCGGUGAGAGACAACGCCAAGCAGCUCCUGCAUCCUGACAGGAAGGUGGACGGCCAGCCGGUCCCCGCCCAGCAGCCGCAGGCCUUCACUGGAGGGGUCAUGAGGUGGUACCAGAUCGAAGGCAUCGAGUGGCUGAGGAUGCUGUGGGAGAACGGCAUCAACGGGAUCCUGGCCGAUGAGAUGGGUCUGGGUAAGACCAUCCAGUGCAUCGCUCACGUGGCCAUGAUGAUCGAGAAGAAAGUGAUGGGCCCCUUCCUGGUGGUGGCCCCUCUCUCCACUCUGCCCAACUGGAUCAGUGAAUUCAAGCGGUUCACACCAGAGGUGUCUGUGCUGCUGUACCAUGGCCCCCAGGCAGAGAGAGCCAAGAUGCUGAAGCAGAUCCGCAAGCCUCAGGGGGCCCUGGACAUGUGUCCUGUGGUCAUCACCUCCUUCGAAAUCUCCAUGAUCGACAGGAAGUUCCUACAGCGCUUCCAGUGGAAGUACCUGAUCGUGGACGAGGGCCACAGAAUCAAAAACCUGAACUGUCGUCUGGUGAGGGAGCUCAAGAUGCUGCCCACAGACAACAAGCUGCUGCUGACGGGAACGCCGCUGCAGAACAACCUCGCCGAGCUCUGGUCGCUCCUCAACUUCCUCCUGCCAGAGGUGUUUGAUGACCUCAAGAGUUUCGAGUCGUGGUUUGACAUCGACUCCCUCGGUGAAGCAGAGAACGUGGUGGCUGCCGAGCGUGAGCAGAACAUCCUGAGCAUGCUGCACCAGAUCCUGACUCCGUUCCUGCUGAGGAGGUUGAAGUCGGACGUGACUCUGGAGGUUCCUCCGAAGAAGGAGAUCGUUGUUUACGCUCCUCUGGUGGCCAAACAGGAAGCCUUUUACACCGCCGUGGUCAACAAGACUAUCGGCAAGAUGCUGGGUCAGGAGAAGACGGAGGAACCUGUUGCGUUGACAUCAAGCGGCAGGCCGAAGCGUCGCAGCAGAAAGGUGGUGGACUACAAAGAAUCAGAAAAAGAAACCCCGUACGACCUGGAGAAAUAUCUGGAGAGGGUCCGCAAGGAACAGGAGCAGAGCUCCCCUGCAGUGCUGGACGUCCAGAGCCCGCUGGACGCUCAGAUCAACCUGAAGCUUCAGAACAUCCUCAUGCUGCUGAAGAGAUGCUGUAACCACCCCUACCUGGUGGAGUAUCCUCUGGACCCUGCCACACAGCAGUUCAAGAUCGACGAGCAGCUCGUGCAGAACUCCGGGAAGUUCCUCAUUUUGGACAGACUGCUGCCUGCGCUGAAGGAGAGAGGACACAAGGUGCUGAUCUUCAGUCAGAUGACCUCCAUCUUGGAUCUCCUGAUGGACUACUGCUACCUGCGGGGCUUCCAGUACAGUCGACUGGACGGCACCAUGUCGUACGCUGACAGAGAUGAAAACAUGACAAAGUUCUCCAAGGACCCAGAGGUGUUCCUGUUCCUGUUGAGCACCAGAGCAGGAGGACUCGGGAUCAACCUGACAGCUGCUGACACUGUCAUCAUCUUUGACAGUGACUGGAACCCCCAGGCAGACCUGCAGGCUCAGGACCGCUGUCACCGCAUCGGGCAAACCAAACCAGUGGUAGUGUACCGCCUGGUCACAGCCAACACCAUCGACCAGAAGAUCCUGGAGAGGGCUUCAGCCAAGAGGAAGCUGGAGCAGAUGGUCAUCCACAAGAAUAAGUUCAAAGGAGGGAAGGCAGACCUGAACCAGAGUAAGAGCUGCCUUGAUCUGGAUGAGCUGAUGGAUCUGCUCAAAGCUAGAGGCACAGAGAAGGAGGUGAAAGCAUCUCGGGGGAAAGUGAUCAGCGACAAGGACCUGGAGGUUUUGCUGGACCGCAGUGACUUACUGGACAAAGGCAAGGGGAGCACAAAGAGAGAGAAGGUGGGCGUCUUCAGAGUGAUCGAUGCCAAAGACUCGUCGGAGAUCACACUGACCUAGGAACACUUGAACUACUCGGGUACAAACCUCGGACCACUGUCCUGGAUCAAAGAAGCUGACGCUGCGCACAACUGCGGUCGCUUAUAGUCUGAAACUGAACCUGCUGUUUUUACUUUUUUAACUGCCUUUAAAGUUCUGUGUAAGGAUUGUUUUAGUGUUUCUCUCUCUGUAAGACUUGAACACUUAAUCCUGAUGUUUAAACUAACCACACCACAGUGUACUCACUCAACAUACUCUCAGUCAAGUUAGAAACCAGACCAGCAGACGGGCUGCCUCUGAAGGAGAGUUCAACAUAGAACUGGAUGCUUUCUUUUCUUUAAAGACGUCUUUACAAAAUGCAUUAUUUUCUUUAAAGAGAGGCUGCUCACUCAACCUGCCUCCUGUUGUUAACAUGCUCCUUCUUUUUCAUCUGAAGAGAUGAAACGAGACACCGUGUGGUCCAGUCUGUCCUUUAAUUCCUUUAAAAAACUUCUGUCUCUGUUGUCUUCUGCCGUGAUGUUAUCAAAGCACUUUCACACAUGUUCUUCGUGUCUUUUUAUAUAAAUAAACUACCCCUUGAUAUCUUG
This is a messenger RNA of Notolabrus celidotus (New Zealand spotty), 3464 nucleotides long. It is a transcript of the gene hells, whose product is annotated as helicase, lymphoid specific. Gene Ontology annotation, cellular component: nucleus; pericentric heterochromatin. The record is from RefSeq and is a predicted model, not a curated record. Gene Ontology annotation, molecular function: chromatin binding; ATP-dependent chromatin remodeler activity; ATP binding. Bases 334 to 2898 code for a protein of 854 amino acids. NCBI's taxonomy places the organism in Eukaryota, Metazoa, Chordata, Actinopteri, Labriformes, Labridae. Gene Ontology annotation, biological process: negative regulation of gene expression via chromosomal CpG island methylation; lymphocyte proliferation; pericentric heterochromatin formation. The transcript has 23 exons.